Molecule: messenger RNA, 4158 nt
Organism: Glycine soja
Lineage: Eukaryota; Viridiplantae; Streptophyta; Magnoliopsida; Fabales; Fabaceae
Exons: 5
Biological process (GO): DNA integration
Molecular function (GO): nucleic acid binding
Source: RefSeq, a predicted model, not a curated record
CCAAUCUUUAAUGGAGAGGGUUACCACUACUGGAAAACCCGAAUGCAAAUUUUUAUCGAGGCAAUAGAUCUAAAUAUCUGGGAAGCCAUUGAAAUAGGGCCUUAUAUACCCACCACAGUAGAAAGAGUUUCAAUAGAUGGUAGUUCAUCAAGUGAAAGCAUAACCAUAGAAAAACCUAGAGAUAGAUGGUCUGAAGAGGAUAGAAAACGAGUACAAUACAACCUAAAAGCCAAAAACAUAAUAACAUCUGCCCUAGGAAUGGAUGAAUAUUUCAGAGUUUCAAAUUGCAAGAGUGCUAAGGAAAUGUGGGACACUCUUCGAUUAACACAUGAAGGAACUACAGAUGUUAAAAGAUCUAGGAUAAAUGCACUAACUCAUGAGUAUGAAUUAUUUAGAAUGAAUACAAAUGAAAAUAUUCAGAGUAUGCAAAAGAGAUUUACACAUAUAGUAAAUCAUCUAGCAGCCUUAGGCAAAGAAUUUCAAAAUGAAGAUCUUAUAAACAAGGUGCUAAGAUGUUUAAGUAGAGAAUGGCAACCCAAAGUAACGGCUAUUUCUGAAUCAACAGAUAGCGGAUGCUCAAAACAUAUGACUGGAGAUGCAUCAAAUUUUACACACAUAUCUCCAAAGAAAAGCGGGCAUGUAACAUAUGGUGACAACAACAAAGGUAGAAUUCUUGGAGUGGGUAAAAUAGGUACAAAUUCUUCAAACUCCAUUGAAAAUGUUCUACUUGUUGAAGGUCUUAAGCAUAGCCUGCUUAGCGUUAGUCAACUAUGUGACAAAGGCUAUCUAGUAUCAUUUGAUUCUCAGAAAUGUCUUAUAGAACAUAAGCAUGACAUUGAUAUAAAGCAUGUAGGACAUAGAGUCAAUAAUGUUUACAUGAUAGACUUAAGCAUAAAACAAGAAAACAAUCAUUGCUUUCUAAGUAAAGAUGAUGAUCCAUGGUUAUGGCAUAAAAGAAUUGCUCACAUAAACAUGGAUCACUUAAAUAAAUUAAUUUCAAAGGAUUUAGUAGUUGGUUUGCCUAAAUUGAAAUUUGAAAAAGAUAAAUUAUGCGAUGCAUGUCAAAAGGGCAAACAAACAAGAGUCUCAUUCAAAUCUAAAAAUGUUGUUUCAACCACUCGACCAUUACAGUUAUUGCAUAUGGAUCUAUUUGGUCCAUCUAGAACCAUGAGUUUUGGAGGAAAUUACUAUGCUUUAGUUAUAGUUGAUGAUUUCUCUAGAUAUACUUGGACAUUAUUUAUUACACAUAAAAGUGAUUCAUUCCAUGCAUUUAGGAAACUUGCUAAAGUCAUACAAAACAAGAAAAAUCUCAAGAUUGCAUCCAUUAGAAGUGAUCAUGGGGGUGAAUUUGAAAAUAAAGAUUUUGAAUUAUUUUGUGAUGAACAUGGUAUUGAACAUAAUUUUUCUGCACCAAGAACUCCUCAACAAAAUGGAGUUGUUGAGAGGAAAAAUAGGUCAUUGGAAGAAAUUGCAAGAACUUUAUUAAAUGAUACUUCUCUUCCAAAGUAUUUUUGGGCUGAAGCUGUCAAUACUGCAUGUUACAUCAUGAAUAGAGCCUUGAUAAGACCUAUUUUAAAGAAAACCCCAUAUGAGUUAUUUAACGGUAGAAAACCUAAUAUUUCUCAUCUACAUGUUUUUGGGUGCAAGUGCUUUGUACUUAAUAAUGGUAAAGAUAAUCUAGGAAAAUUCGAUGCAAAAUCUGAUGAAGGCAUUUUUCUUGGAUAUUCUUUACAAAGCAAAGCAUAUAGAAUAUAUAAUAAGAGAACUAUGAAUAUAGAGGAAUCCAUUCAUGUUACCUUUGAUGAAUGGAAAACUUCAAGAGAUCAUCCCCUCGACAAUAUUAUUGGUGAUAUCUCAAAAGCAAGAUUAGAAGCCAUUAGAAUGCUUUUGGCAUAUGCAUCCAUAAUGAACUUUAAACUUUAUCAAAUGGAUGUUAAGAGUGCCUUUUUAAAUGGCUUAAUUCAAGAAGAGGUAUAUGUUGAACAACCCCCUGGUUUUGAAAUUUCUGAUAAACCAAACCAUGUUUAUAAAUUACAAAAGGCUCUUUAUGGUUUGAAACAAGCCCCUAGGGCAUGGUAUGAACGAUUAAGUAAUUUUCUUCUUGAAAAAGAAUUCUCCAGAGGUAAAGUGGAUACCACAUUAUUCAUAAAGAGAAGGCAUAAUGAUAUUUUGUUGGUUCAAAUAUAUGUUGAUGAUAUAAUUUUUGGAUCCACUAAUGAUUCAUUGUGCAAGGAGUUUUCCCUUGAUAUGCAAAGUGAAUUUGAAAUGUCAAUGAUGGGAGAACUAAAGUACUUUCUGGGAUUACAAAUCAAGCAAACUCAAGAAGGUAUAUUCAUCAAUCAAUCCAAAUACUGCAAGGAAUUGAUCAAAAGAUUUGGGAUGGAUAGUGCAAAACACAUGUCUACACCGAUGAGCACUAAUUGUUACUUAGAUAAAGAUGAAUCUGGUCAGUCUAUAGACAUAAAACAAUAUCGAGGUAUGAUCGGAUCUCUUCUUUAUUUAUCUGCUAGUAGACCUGAUAUUAUGUUUAGUGUAUGCAUGUGUGCUAGGUUUCAAUCCAACCCCAAACAAUCACAUCUAAGUGCAGUAAAGAGAAUCAUGAGAUAUCUAUUAGGAACAAUCAAUUUAGGAUUAUGGUAUCCUAAAAAUUCAACAUGUAACUUAAUAGGAUAUUCUGAUUCUGAUUUUGCCGGAUCUAAAACUGAUAGAAAAAGUACAAGUGGAACUUGUCAAUUUAUUGGAUCGGCUCUCGUCUCAUGGCAUAGUAAGAAACAAAACAGUGUUGCUUUAUCUACUGCUGAAGCGGAGUAUAUCUCUGCCGGUAGUUGUUGUGCACAAAUUUUAUGGAUGAAGCAACAAUUAUCUGACUAUGGCAUCAUUCUUGAUCGCAUACCUAUUAAGUGUGAUAAUACCAGUGCCAUAAAUCUAUCCAAAAACCCAGUUCAACAUUCAAGAACUAAACACAUAGAGAUUAGACACCACUUUCUUAGAGAUCAUGUCUUAAAGGGAGAUUGUGUAUUAGAAUUUGUUGAUACUAAGAAUCAACUUGCUGAUAUUUUCACUAAACCUCUCCCCAAGGAAGUGUUUUUCUCUAUUAGAAGAGAAUUAGGUCUCUUAGAUCAUGAAGGGCAGCUGUGGGCAAGAGUCUUGCAAUCCAAAUAUGGAGGGUGGAGGGGUCUAGAAGAAGAACCUGGCAGCAAUAAAGAUUCAUUGUGGUGGAGGGACCUAAAGCUAAUCUUUCAAGCCUCACAACAGGGCGAGCAGCUCAAAAAAGGAACCGUGUGGAAGGUAGGGAGAGGGGACAGGGUUAAAUUUUGGGAAGACGAAUGGAUACAAGGUGAGGCCUCAUUAAUCACAAAGUAUCCAAGACUGUAUGUAGUCUCCCAACAACAGAAUCAGAUAAUACAGAAGUUGGGAGAAUUCAAGGAUAAUGUAUGGGAAUGGAACUUGUCAUGGAAGAGGUCGUUGUUUGAUAAUGAGAUAACAAUGGCUUCAAAUUUCCUAACGGACAUUGGGACGAAUACAAUACAGAGAAAUAGAAAGGAUGAGUGGGUGUGGAAGGAGGAUCAAAGUGGAAAAUUCACAGUGCAGUCAGCUUAUAAAUUAUUGACAAGGGAAGCAGUUGAGGGGGAAAAGGAUCGAGCAUUUGAGGAGCUGUGGAAUUUAAAGGUGCCAAGCAAAGUUGCAGUUUUUGCUUGGAGGCUUCUUAGAGAUAGGCUGCCUACUAAAGUUAAUUUGUAUAGGAGACAAGUAGAGGUUGCGGAUAGAAGCUGUCCAUUUUGUGGAAAUAUGGAAGAGGAUGCAGGGCAUUUAUUUUUUCACUGUAGCAAAAUCCUCCCCUUGUGGUGGGAAACACUAUCUUGGCUGAAUAUUUCAGCAGCUCUACCGAUUGACCCAAAGCAACAUUUUCUCCAACAUGGUUCCAUAAUGGUUGGUGGCACAAGGAUUAAUAGAUGGAAGUGCUGGUGGCUUGUUGUAACUUGGACAAUAUGGCAGAAAAGAAAUAAGAUUAUCUUCAACAAUGAGUCCUUGGACAGCAACAAACUGAUUGAUGAUGCGUCUUUUCUUUUGUGGACAUGGUUGUCAAAUCUGGAGAAAGGCUUUGCAGAACACUUCAAUCAAUGGUCUACUAAUAUCAGACAGGGCUUUUUGUACUAG